AUGAUGUUGUUGCGGUGGGGGCGACCUCUGUCCAGGGCGUGGCGGCGGGCUGACGGGCUGCGGACGUUCUGCACGGCUGACGAGGACAAGUAUCUGGAGCUCAAGCAGCUGAAGGACAUCAAGAGCGACGAGUUCUACGAGUUGCAAGGCCAGAAGCGAAGAUACUUUUACUAUGUGGACUUGCAGGGACGUUUGUUCCUGGAAGACACACGUCCGAAGAAUAUCGCGACGUCACUGAAGAGUGCCAAGUUCCUGCGGUUCUUCUUCUCGCAAGCGCAGCCGAACACCGUCGCAAAAUGCAGAUCAGAGGAGGAGCACGAGUUCUUGGAGUAUCCGUUCCGGUCGCCGUGCGGCAAGGAGAUGAACUUCAUCAAGUGCGCAGACCGCCCGUUCGUGUUCGAGGAUCUCCGACGGGAUGACAGCGACAAGUGGACGCUCAUGUUCGGAGGUGGGGAGCUCACGAUGCCCUUCGUGCCGGAAUCGCUGCGGAUCUCCCUCUCGACGGGGAGACUGUAUCACGACGUGAAAACCAAGCACGUUGUGCCUGGAACCCCCGAAGGAAUCGCACUCGUGAGGUCGCAGCUCGCCGUGGAGCUGGGCAAACACAUGGACGUGCACGACUUCCCAGACGACAUCGAGGACAUUAACGCGCUGGUCAUCGGCGAGUUCAAGUGGGAAGAUGAGCGCUACGCCAUCCACGCCAUCGAAUAG
Molecule: messenger RNA, 711 nt
Organism: Phytophthora sojae
Lineage: Eukaryota; Oomycota; Peronosporomycetes; Peronosporales; Peronosporaceae
Exons: 3
Coding region: 1-711 (236 amino acids)
Source: RefSeq, a predicted model, not a curated record